Messenger RNA from Ornithorhynchus anatinus (platypus), 4325 nucleotides. RefSeq names its product astrotactin 2 (gene ASTN2). The coding region runs from base 92 to 3670 and encodes 1192 amino acids. NCBI's taxonomy places the organism in Eukaryota, Metazoa, Chordata, Mammalia, Monotremata, Ornithorhynchidae. The record is from RefSeq and is a predicted model, not a curated record. Gene Ontology annotation, molecular function: protein binding. Gene Ontology annotation, biological process: neuron migration; neuron cell-cell adhesion. The transcript is spliced from 23 exons.
GAUUUCAGUUUCCUCACUUGGAAAAUAGGAUUAAUAAUUCCUGCCUUUCCAAUCCUCAGAGUGAUAUUAUGAAAUAUCUCUGGAAAAAUAGAUGUCGGGCACAGUGGCGGAUAUCUCCCUGGUGCACUGGAAGCAGCAAUGGCUGGAGAAUGGCACUCUCUACUUCCACGUAUCCAUGAGCAGUGCUGAGCAGCUGUCUCGAGCCACCCCUCCCACACUGCAGGAACCUUCAGAGAUUGUGGAUGAGCAGAUGCACAUUCUGCACAUCUCCGUGAUGGGUGGGCUGAUCGCACUGCUCUUGCUCCUGCUUGUGUUCACUGUUGCACUGUACGCCCAGCGCCGCUGGCACAAGCGGAGGCACAUCCCACAGAAGAGUGCCAGCACGGAGGCCACCCACGAGAUACACUACAUCCCCUCGGUGCUGCUGGGGCCUCAGGCCCGUGAGACGUUCCGCAGUUCACGCCUGCAGGCCCACAACUCGGUCAUUGGGGUGCCCAUCCGCGAGACCCCCAUCCUGGACGACUACGACUACGAGGAGGAGGAGGAGGAGGAGCAGCCCCGGAGGGCCAACCACGUAUCUCGAGAGGAUGAGUUUGGGAGCCAGGUGACCCGGACGCUGGAGAGUUUGGGCCGGGCCAGUGAGGAGAAGACUGACUUUGAAAAGAAAGCCACAGAGGUGACGCAGGAAACGGUGGAGUCCCUGAUGCAGAAGUUCAAGGAAAGUUUCCGCACCAACACGCCCAUAGAGAUUGGCCAGCUCCAGCCAGCCCUGCGCAGCGCAUCAAUUGGGAGGCGGAAGCGGAGGAGCAAGCCUCGAGGUGGAAUUGGCUUUGGGAGAACCAAAGGACAUUCGGGUUCUGAGGCAGACGAUGAGACCCAGCUGACCUUCUACACUGAGCAGUACAGGAGCCGCCGACGAAGCAAAGGAUCGCUGAAAAGCCCCGUGAACAAGACAGCACUGACGUUGAUUGCGGUGAGCUCCUGCAUCCUGGCCAUGGUUUGUGGAAGCCAGCUCUCCUGCCCUCUGACAGUGAAGGUGACGCUACACGUGCCCGAACACUUCAUCGCAGAUGGAAGCAGUUUUGUUGUGAGUGAAGGGAGCUACCUUGACAUCUCUGAUUGGUUAAAUCCAGCCAAGCUAUCCUUAUAUUAUCAAAUUAAUGCCACUGCUCCCUGGGUGAGAGAUCUGUGUGGACAGAGGACCACAGAUGCCUGUGAGCAACUCUGUGAUCAGGAAACGGGUGAGUGCAGCUGCCAUGAAGGCUAUGCCCCCGAUCCAGUUCACCGGCACCUGUGUGUGCGAAGUGACUGGGGACAGAGUGAAGGGCCUUGGCCCUACACAACACUUGAAAGGGGAUAUGAUUUGGUGACCGGAGAGCAAGCGCCAGAAAAAAUCCUCAGGUCCACAUACAGCUUGGGUCAGGGCCUCUGGCUGCCGGUCAGCAAGAGCUUUGUGGUGCCCCCAGUGGAACUUUCCAUCAACCCUCUGGCCAGCUGCAAGACAGAUGUGCUGGUGACUGAAGACCCAGCUGAUGUCAGGGAAGAAGCUAUGCUGUCCACUUACUUUGAAACCAUCAAUGAUCUGCUAGCCUCAUUUGGGCCCGUUCGGGACUGUUCGCGCAACAAUGGAGGCUGCACGCGCAACUUCAAGUGUGUGGCGGACCGCAAGGUGGACUCCUCUGGAUGUGUGUGCCCUGAGGAGCUGAGACCAAUGAAAGAUGGCACAGGUUGCUAUGAUUAUUCCAAAGGAAUUGACUGUUCAGAUGGCUUUAAUGGAGGCUGUGAGCAGCUGUGUCUCCAGCAGACCCUCCCUCUGCCAUACGACACAUCCUCCAGCACCAUCUUCAUGUUCUGUGGCUGCGUGGAGGAAUACAAACUGGCCCCAGAUGGGAAAUCCUGCCUCCUGCUCUCAGAUGCCUGUGAGGGUCGCAAGUGCCUCAAACCCGAUUCCAAGUUCAACGACACCCUCUUUGGAGAGAUGCUGCAUGGUUACAACAAUAGAAGUCAACAUGUCAACCAAGGUCAAGUCUUCCAGAUGACCUUCAGGGAGAACAACUUCAUCAAGGACUUUCCCCAGCUAGCUGAUGGAUUGAUGGUGAUCCCGCUGCCAGUGGAGGAACAGUGUCGGGGGGUCCUCUCCGAGCCCCUGCCAGACCUCCAGCUGCUCACCGGUGACAUCCGUUAUGACGAAGCAAUGGGCUACCCCAUGGUGCAACAAUGGAGGGUCAGAAGCAACCUGUACAAAGUGAAACUCAGUGCCAUCACCCUCUCAGCAGGGUUUAACAAUAUCCUCAAGAUCCUCAACAAAGAGAGCAGCCGCGAGGAGCUGCUGUCAUUCAACCAACAGUACGGCUCUCACUACAUAGCUGAGGCUUUGUAUGGCUCUGAGCUCACCUGUGGCAUCCAUUUCCCCAGCAAGAAGGUCCAGCAGCAGCUCUGGCUGCAGUAUCAGAAAGAAACGACUGAGCUGGGCAACAAGAAGGAGCUGAAGUCCAUGCCCUUCAUCACUUAUCUGUCGGGCCUGCUGACGGCCCAGAUGUUGUCGGACGACCAGCUGAUCUCCGGAGUGGAGAUUCACUGUGAGGAGAAGGGCCGCUGCCCCUCCACCUGCCACCUGUGCCGGAGGCCAGGAAAGGAGCAGCUCAGCCCCACCCCGGUGCUGCUGGAGAUAAAUCGAGUGGUCCCCCUGUACACUCUGAUCCAGGACAAUGACACCAAGGAGGCCUUCAAGAAUGCCCUGAUGAGCUCCUACUGGUGUUCGGGGAAAGGGGAUGUGAUCGAGGACUGGUGCAGGUGUGAUCUCAAUGCCUUCGAUGAAAACGGACUUCCCAACUGCAGCCCACUCCCACCUCCAGUACUGCGGCUGUCCCCUGGAGUAGAGCCAUCCAGCACUGUUGUCUCCCUGGAGUGGCUGGAUGUCCAACCAGCAAUUGGGACCAAGGUCUCUGACUACGUCCUUCAGCACAAGAAGGUGGACGAGUACACAGACACUGACCUCUACACAGGAGAAUUUUUGAGUUUUGCUGAUGACUUACUUUCUGGCCUUGGGACGUCCUGUGUAGCAGCUGGUAGAAGCCAUGGAGAGGUGCCGGAAAUCAGCAUCUACUCUGUCAUUUUCAAGUGCCUGGAACCCGAUGGUCUCUACAAGUUCACCCUGUAUGCUGUGGAUACCCGCGGAAGACACUCAGAACUGAGCACUGUCACACUGAGGACAGCUUGCCCAUUAGUAGAUGACAACAGGGCAGAAGAAAUAGCAGACAAAAUCUACAACCUGUACAAUGGAUAUACAAGCGGGAAGGAGCAGCAGACAGCAUACAAUACGCUCAUGGAGGUUUCUGCCUCGAUGCUCUUCCGUGUCCAGCAUCACUACAACUCCCACUAUGAGAAGUUCGGAGACUUUGUUUGGCGUAGUGAAGACGAGCUGGGUCCCAGGAAAGCCCACCUGAUUCUGAGGAGGCUAGAGAAGGUGAGCAGCCACUGCUCUACCCUGUUGCGCAGUGCUUACAUCCAGAGCCGCGUGGAAACUAUGCCCUACCUCUUCUGCCGCAGCGAAGAGGUCCGGCCGGCGGGCAUGGUCUGGUACAGCAUCCUCAAGGACACCAAAGUGACGUGUGAGGAGAAGAUGGUCUCCAUGGCCCGUAACAUGUAUGGAGACUCCAAGGGGCGGUGAGGGAAGACAUUGGCCUUUGUCAGGGAACAGCCCAGAGACUCACUGAGCAAAGAAGAUGAGGGCACGUGAGAUUCCGGGGUCCCGGGGGGGAAGAGGGAAAGGGUGCCAUUUGGAGGGGACCCCAAGGGCAGCAAGGCCAAACCAGAUUGUCUCACAGGAACUGCAGAAGGGAAUCAUUUCAGCCCAAUGGACUAUUCAUUGAGAUGGGUUUUUGGUUUUUCCUUCUUUUUUUUUUUUAAAAAAAAAGCUACAUGAUCUGACCGUAUAAACCAAGCCCCCACCUUUUUAAAUCUUUUCUUACUGAUUCCUGGACUGCACCAUCAGAAAUGGAAAUGAGAUCUUUAGGGUAGAUCGAGAUGUCGUCAGCCCAAGGGGGGGGUCCCUGACACUAGUGACCCUUCCUGAUUGGUCCCUCUCGGCCCUGAAGCACACAGAGCAGCAACUCAGCACUAUAAAGGCCACCGCGUGCUGGGCCGACCAGUGGCUGUCACCUGCCUACCUUACGGGACACCAGGACAGUCCCAACGGGAAGUCUCUUUUCUCUGCUCCCGGGUUUGCAGAACUCCUGCUGCGUCCUGCUGCUGUUGACCUUUUCCCCUGCAGGGACCUUCUGGGGGGUUCUGUACAUUAAAAAUUCAUAUUAAUUAAGUCCACA